Schistocerca serialis cubense is the source of this 2602-nucleotide messenger RNA. RefSeq lists its product as uncharacterized. Gene Ontology annotation, biological process: negative regulation of protein kinase activity; neurotrophin TRK receptor signaling pathway; negative regulation of TOR signaling. Gene Ontology annotation, cellular component: cytoplasm. Lineage: Eukaryota; Metazoa; Arthropoda; Insecta; Orthoptera; Acrididae. The coding region runs from base 296 to 1558 and encodes 420 amino acids. The transcript is spliced from 8 exons. The record is from RefSeq and is a predicted model, not a curated record.
GCGCCCUCCAUCCAAAAUAAUAAAUCUCAGUGCCUCAGCUGAGUGUGGUCGCACGAGAGUUUGUGGAUACAAAUUUUGUUUAAGUUUGGAUAAGUUUCAGAACGAGUGAUUUGAUUUUGAUGUCGCAUAGUUUGGGUUGGUAACGGAAGGAAAACUUUGUUGUGUACUUAAUGCGUCUGUAAACAAAAUAAUCUGUUGAUUAUAUUGAAGUGCCUCAGUUUCCACCUAGGGGGCCUACGUGACGUGUGGUUUCUUUGUUUGAGUUUUUUAUUUCCGAAUAUAAUUAAAGCUUGCAAUGCUCAUUUCAUGUAAGUGUUUGAAUGUCACAAUCGACACGCAGAGUUCAGAAAUAAAAGACGUUAUUAUUGCUAACCUGGGUCUGAAUGCCGAUGAGGAAGCCGAUAAAUUUUUCAAAGAGACGAUAUAUGCUGUUGAGCAUGCAAGAAUAUCAAAAAUCCAGUCCUGCCUUGUGCAAAUCAGAUGCGUUGGAAACUGGAUAAUUAACUUUUGUUUAAACUGUUCGACAAAUACUCACGCUAUCAGGAGGGAUAAAGGAGCAGCGUUUAUUCUGUUCACCAAAGCUAUGUUGACGGACCAGGCAGAGAUAAGUGCUCUGAAAGACUCUGAAAACUGUUCACCAGCAUUUCGAAUAAUUGUCAGUUGCAGUGCUGAAAAUGCAAAUUCCAAGGCACUGAAUUUUUCAGCUUCACAACAGCCUACCGGAACAAAGACAGCCAUAUCAGCAUUGCAGCAGCAAUUGGCGGAUGUUAUUCAACAGGAGACCUUACGCAUUGAUGAAGCUGUGCGUUGUUUUCAGGAACAGCAAUAUGCAGCACUGGAAGAAUUCAGAGAGCGAGCACACAGGGAUCACAAUGCUCUUGUCAAGCUGCUAAUGGAAGUUUCACAGGAGCAUGAGAUGACACUUCAAAUACAGAAGGAGUCUGCAGAGCCUAUCAGUAAGACACCAUCAGCACCACACAGUGCUGUUGUGCCUUCCUCUAUUCAGGCUGGAGGUCUGUCGGGUGGAUCACUGCAGGGCCCUCGUGUCGCUCUGAAACAGCCUUCAUCGCGUGUAGACGGUCGCCAGGCUAACAGGCACAAUCCACUUGUGCAAACUAAUUCAAAUUCAAAGACUGAUAGGCACCAGCCUACAAAGGUGCAUGCUCAUAUUUCCACUCGUAGCAUGCCUGGUAAUGGAAAUGGAGGCUCUUUUGAUUCUGAAGGUCUUUUCGAUUUGGAUGGCAUGGAUGAUACCAGCCCUGGAGAAAUACUUCAGUCUGAGGAUGAAACAGAUACUGAUGAAUCAGGAAGCCAUGAUGAAGGAAUACACAUUCCACGUGGCAGAAGCUCUAGCAGCCACUUAGCUAAAUCACUUCCAGUCAAUGUGCCUGCAUAUGUGCCCACUCAGAGGCACAGUGGUGAAUUUGAAGAGGAUGUGCAUUACCCUCAAGAUCCUGUGGAUAUUGCUGCUUCCAUCAGAGCUCUGGCAAAAAGUGUACACGGAGAGAGUGAUGUGUUUGGUGAUCUCCCAAGGCCACGCUUCAGCACACAGAUCUGAUAAGUCUUUAUUGUGUGUGGUAAAUAUCUUUACUUAUGCUGGUCAAAGUAUUACUGCCCACAGUCUCCUGCCCUAAUGUCUGCCCUGCAUGCAGGGACUAGCUUUUAAGAAUAAUGAUGUAAGGUCAUACCACAGCAAGACAUAUAAGAGUGACUUAUUUUAACCAUAGAAAAAUAUGAACAAAGAGUAACUAAAUGUGUUUAGAGCUUUGGUGUAAUCAUCUGCUCGAUUGUAGUUUUUUAAUAACAGCUUUGUUCAGAAAAUUGUUUUAGAAGAGGGCUUCACUUUCAGUAUUUCAUACUUGCCUUCUGUAUGACUGGUCUUGCUGAAAGCUGUUGCCCUAGUCUGGUAUUUCAGAUAUCAAUACCGUUUUCGAAGGGACACAAAAUAUGCUUAGUUUUGUGUGAUUGUAUAUUUCUGGGAAUGCAUAAAUUUCCCAUCAGCAAUGUUGUUAAUUUCAAAGCAUUGUACAAAUAUACGCUGUAUUGACGCAGUUUACGCUGGCUUACAAUUUUAGAUGGUAACUUUGGAAUGGACAGUAAUAUGAACAAAACAAUAAGAUGUAAACUUGUGUCUUAAAUAGUCAUUUUAACUUUUAAGUGUACUUGGUAAUUUAAAGAGAUGUAUUUUUUUAUUGUACUUGAGAAAAUAAUUGAUCAGCAAGUAACAGCCAAGCAAAUGGAUUGUUUUUCCCCUUAAACAUUGUUCUUAUGUACUCCAUGCUCUAGUAGUUUGCUUUUACCCACCUUGAAUUGUGAUAAUACAAUGUCUUUCAUCAGUCUUGUAUAGUGUGUCAUAGUGAAUUGUUGUAAACUGCUGCUGUCAUAAACUGUAAUGACAGAUAAUGUCAUGUGGAUUAAGAUUCUGGUACUGUUUGAAGUAUAGCAAGAUGUUGAAAACUUUGUGCUAUAGGAAUAAUAGAAUGAUAUACUUUCUAUGUUUACCAUUGUGGUGAACAUACAGUUUCUGUAUACAUAUUAAGUCUGCUGAUUUAAUAUUUUGUUAUGACUGUUAUACUUUUGUUAAAUUUGAAGCAAAGAUUAA